This is a messenger RNA of Triplophysa dalaica, 6310 nucleotides long. It is a transcript of the gene synpo2lb, whose product is annotated as synaptopodin 2-like b. NCBI's taxonomy places the organism in Eukaryota, Metazoa, Chordata, Actinopteri, Cypriniformes, Nemacheilidae. The transcript is spliced from 4 exons. Bases 164 to 3961 code for a protein of 1265 amino acids. Gene Ontology annotation, molecular function: actin binding. Gene Ontology annotation, biological process: positive regulation of actin filament bundle assembly. The record is from RefSeq and is a predicted model, not a curated record. Gene Ontology annotation, cellular component: Z disc; nucleus; actin cytoskeleton.
UUCAUGACCUGUGGGGAGUGAUAUCUACGCUCACCUCUCAGGACUGGCAGAAGCACUGCAGGCAGUCAAGGCCAUUGAGCUCAACUAAAGAUCCAGGGAUGGGACAAGACUACUGAAGGGAACAGAGAAAAUAUAUUAAAAGACGCUAAAGACAAUUAGAAAAAUGGUGGCAGAGGAAGUCGUUGUGAUCCUCUCCGGAGGUGCACCAUGGGGUUUCCGAUUACAGGGAGGAGCUGAGCAACAGAUGCCCCUUCAAGUGGCAAAGGUGAGAAAACGCAGUAAGGCUUGCAGGGCAGGUCUCCGAGAGACAGAUGAGCUGGUGUCAAUCAAUGAUAUCCCCUGUGACACACUGUCUCAUGCUGAGGCAAUGAAUCUUAUCGAUGCUGGCAGAGGAAACCUCCAUCUGCGAAUCAAAAGGGCCCCAGCGGCAUUUCAGUCAGUGGUGCUCCUUGGUCGGGCUCCCUCCCCCCGGAUUGAUAAAGAGUAUCGCGCAGCAUUACGAGCUCUAUCUCCCCCGCUCAGCUCUAAUCCUCCUGGUGUCAACAGAGCAUCGCUCAUGUCCCCCACCGGUGGCAUUGAGUGUCUUACAUCCCCUCCAGACAGCGAGGCGUACUAUGGUGAGACAGACAGCGACGCAGAUGUGACGGCCCAGGAAAGGCAACGCAGACAGAGACGAAGAAGCCCCAGUUGCUCCCCCGCCAAAAGCCCAGGACAAGUCUCACCCCAGGAGGAGGAGACCUCGGAACUCAGUGGCUAUGAAAGUGCACAGGAUGUGAGCUGGGCAGUACCUGAUAUGAAUGGAAUGGCAAAGCAGCACCACGCGAUGCCCGGGGUGGCCCGUAGAGAGGUGGUCUACCAGCCACAGCAGCCUGAAUGGUCGCAUAGAGAAGAGAAUUCAUCUGAGAAUUCUGACCAAAGUCCAUCCGGAACUGCAGAAGUGGACAGCGGCUUUCAGGAGCCGCCCUCUGUACCACCUCUUGUUUCUCCAGAACGGGCUAAGGGGGCUCUCAUGUUGGCAUCUCACAAGCUGAUGGUACCCAUGGUGGGCCCUGUGAAUAAACCAGUGGAUGAAGAACUUAGUGCUACAUAUAUGGACAAGGCCAAGCAAGCUAAGCUGCACAGGGGUGAGAGCAAACAGGAAAAGCAGGUGAAGGAGGCUAGAACCAAAUGCCGAACAAUUGCCUCGCUUUUGACUGACGCUCCUAACCCACACUCUAAAGGUGUGCUUAUGUUCAAGAAGCGACGACAGCGUGCAAAGAAGUACACUCUCACCAGCUUUGGCAGUGUGGACGGAGAGGGUUGCAGUACCACUGAGGGAGAAACAGAGGACGAAAGCUUUUUUCCUGGCAGUGAUUCUGAGCUUGAUGAGGACGGUUUUUCGGCUGCACCAGACCCCACCUGGGAUAGUGGUUACUUGGACGUUCUAGAUAGGAGAACUUCAGCGUGUAUUGUGCCUGACAGAGAUGUGAAAACCAACCUUGGCCUAAACGCCACCUCGGGUAAAGGGGCCCAGCUUUUUGAACAACAGCGGAAAAGAGCAGAAGAACAUACAUCAAACCUGGUUACACCCUCCGUAUUACCUAUGUCAAAUCACCUGGGAGACAUAAUGUUGGCAGAUACUCCAAACGCUCCCUUGACUACUUCUCAUAGUACCAAUAUGUUGAACGGGGAACCUUUGGUGGUGAGCAGGACAAGCGUUGUGUUGUCCUCCCCGGGCCAGAUGCUGAUGCCAUCUAUGGCAGGAGCUUUAACAGAGCAAGCAGAUUCAUCAGUUGCAAGCUCAGUCCACAACAGAACUGCCAGGCCAUUUGCCCCAGGCUGUGUAAGCCACAGAGCAGCAACGGCUCCGGUAGUCUUCAGACCCAACACUGCCAAAAAGGCUGAAUCACAGAUCAAGGCUGUGUCUGUGGCAACAAUCCCAGCCUCCUUCUCUCCUGCAAGCUCAGAGGUGAAGAAAGCUGUGUCUACAACAUCAUUGUAUAUCCCUGCCAGACCGGCCACCUUCAAUAGCCUUUCCUCUGUGAUCGGUCCUUCCUCUUUGUUCUCUCCUUCCUCUGUCACUUCAGGUCCGUUUUCACCUCCCCCUUCAAAUGCUCCGUUCUACUCCCCAACCUAUUCCAGUUCCUCUGGUCCUUUUUCUCCAACAGCGUCUCACACAAUAUCCUUAAAUUCCCCAUCUGGUAUGGUCCAGCCUUAUUCUUCUCAAACACAGGCAAUGCCCCUCAGUCCUCCUUACCACAAAGUUUCUGCACAAUAUCAGCCACCUCCACCAUUUCAUGUGCCAGCACAGCCCUUCUCUCCCCCCUUUACAAAUGCCCCAGCCCCUCCCAAUGCCUUUACUCAUUCCCCUCCCAAUGCCUUUAUUCAUCCCCCUGCCCCUCCCAAUGCCUUUACUCAUUCCUCUCCCAAUGCCUUUACUAAUUUCUCUGCUCCUCCCAAUGCCUUUGUUCAUGCCCCUGCCCCUCCCUAUAACUUUAAUCAUGCCCCUGCCCCUCCCAAUGGCUUUACUCAUGCCCCUGCCCCUCCCAAUGCUUUUACUCAUGCCCCUGUCCCUGCCCCAGCCUCAGUUCAUGCCUGUACGCCUGUAACACCAAAUGUGCAAACCUCCCCAACCCUCAAGGUCUCUUUCAAUCCAUACAUAUCUGUGGCAUCCACUACACCAGAAUUACCAGAUACACCAAUGCCCCAAGAGUAUCAAGAAGCAAAAUCCACAGAGGGGAUUUCUUCUCGAGAACAGCGGGUCUCAGUACCUGCUGGCCGUACUGGCAUCCUACAGGAGGCUUGUCGUCGUGGCAGCAGCAAGAAACCAAUGUUUAAUCCCCAAGAGGAGAAAAAGCCUCCGUCAUACAACCCUGAACUACUGUCUCUAGUGCAGAACCUCGAUGAAAGGUCCCAUUCUGGUGCAGAAGCUGGGUUUGAAUCUGGCCCUGAGGAAGACUUCCUCAACCUGGGUGCUGAGGCUUGUAACUUCAUGCACGCACAGAAAAACAAGAUGCCACCACCAGUUGCUCCGAAAAUAGGUCGUCCUGCCCCUGAGAUUUCCCAGAUGCAAGGGAAAGGGGCAGAGUUGUUUGCGCGGAGACAGAACCGCAUGGAGCGCUAUGUGGUGGAUAAACAACCAAAGUCUCCAGCGCAGCCUCGUGAUCCUUCACCCACCCCCUCUCUCCCAGCUCACUGGAAAUACUCUCCCAACAUCCGUGCACCACCACCUAUCAAUUAUAAUCCACUGCUGUCACCAUCCUGUCCCCCAGUGGCCCAGCGCAGCACCAAGGCUAACCAUGCAUCAAACGUUGGGGUUAAAACAGCACCCGGCCAGCACAAACCUGGCAUUAAGGCUCUUGACUUUAUGAGCAGGCAGCCAUACCAGCUCAACUCCUCCUUGUUCAGUUAUGGCGGUGGACUCCCUCAGACCACCGCAAGUUAUCAGCAGCAGCAGAAUGGUGUAAGCAUGACAGGUAAUUCCAUUAACAUGCCCAAGCAGGUCCCCUUAAAAGCAAGCCGUGUAUAUGAAAUCAAACGUUUCUCUACACCUACUCCUAUGUCUGCACCCACAGCCCUCUCCCCUACUGUAAUUGCCCCUCGUUCCGCCACCACUCUCGGGGAGCCAAUGUGGCGUAGUGAUGUCACGUCCCCACCUCCUGUUGCUCCACGGCCCAUGGCACCAUUUUCCCCACCACCUCCUGCACCGACAGCAGCCUUGCCAGCUCUUCCCAAAAUAUCUACUGCCCCUGUGCCUUAUUCAGUGCCAAUUCAACAGGCCACAACUCCCCUGCAAGCCUACACCCCAUUCCAGGCAGCCAAGCAGUUCCAAAGUGCCCCAGAGUUGAGUCCCCUGGCUGCCGGUCUACGAUCCUCUGUGUCUGGAAGCAGCCAAAACCUGCGGGUACCGAGACCUCGCUUCAGUACAUCGAGUAUGGGGCUCCAACCAAAUGUGUGGAGGCCUGGAUCCAUCCUAUACUGAGAAUCCACUGUGACACUAAUUACCAGCCAGGGGCAAGAGCACUCAUAAGCUUGAGCUCUGUUCCGUCAAACAAAUUGUUUGAUUACAGGAAUAUGACAAAAAGCAUCAGUCACAGAACUGUUACAGUUUUCUGCAUGUUCACAGUUUUUGCACAAGGUUGUUCUUCUUUCACUCUACGAAACUUGAAGUGAUAGUUUACCCAAAAUAAAAAUACAGUCAUCAUUUACUAACCACCAUUGUUCGAUUACCAUGUUUACAUACAUGUUUGAAAUGACAAGAGGGUGAGUUAAAGAUGACAGAAAUUUCAUUUUUGGGUCCCUUUAAUGUACCAAAGAUUUAUUCAUAUCUGAUUCAUACUGUUAGUUCAGAUCUCAUGUGCUUUACAAUACAUACAGUUAACAUGUUUGCAGAACCAUAGCAUGAAAUAGCACAGUCACUACUUGUUAUAGGAACUACAUGAAAGGCACUUAUGUCUGAUAACAAUCAGUUUUGAUGUACAUGGGGCCACAAGGAAAUUAAGUGAUAGCACUGAAUUGUGUUUGAAGUUUGCCACAAGAAAAAAGGGAUGUUGGGUUAGAAAACUGUUUAUGAUGAAAUCCUAUUGUGUUAGUAGAUACUUAAGGCCAGAAUCAUUGUAGAUUUGAGUACAUAUGAUACAGAAUGUUCAGAGAUGUGUUUGUGACAGAAGAAAGAGGUACAAAGAUUGUGACAACAGCUGAAAUGAUUUAGAAGAAGAGUCCUGGAGAGAUGGUACAAACCAGUGCCUGCUACGCUCGCGCUCUUGAAUUUCUUGUUUAUAAUCUUGCCUCUGUUAUGUCUUUGUUUUAACACUUGCAAAUCCUUGGGCAAAAUAUCUCUUGAGGCUUGCUUAGAGGCUUUGCUUCUUGCUUGACGGGGAUCAAAAUGGAUGCUUGAUGCAUGUGCUCAUUUCAUCCUCAUAAUGCCGCAGAUGUCGAGUUUGGAGAUUGACUGAGCGUUUUGAAAAGCAUGUCAACUCAGCUGUCUGGAAUUGUGCUGGAGCCUUUUCGUAUGACAACUCAAGAAAAACAAACCCAGAAAGCACUGCUUUCUCUUUAUAACAUAUUAUGCGAAUGCAAAGGAAUCUUUCUGCGGCGCUGGCUCUCAUUGCAAUUAAUACUUAGGCCUAUGCCAAACAAGUAUUACAAUCGAUCACUUGUGUGAACUGUUCAGCAGGAAUUGUGAAAUACGGACAUGACUAGUUGAAAUUUGCUUUUUUUUUAAGAAUAAUAACCGAUGAACUAAAUGAAGGACAUGGCAUGGUGGGUACCAUUUUCUUAGGAUGAGAUGGUUGUUUGGAAGUAAAUGUAUUGUUGUCAUUUAAAGUGAACUCCGCCCGAAAUUGAAAAUUCUGCCAUUAAUUACUCAAGUAAUAACUAACUCAGGUACCUCAAGUACCCUUAACACCUCAGUUUUUCCCCAGAAUGCAAAUUUAGGUCGUUUUGGAAGCUUGACUCCUCCAUAGAUUGCAACGCAACCAAAUUUCAAAGCGCCGAAAGUGCGUAAAGACGUCGUAAAAAAGUCCACGUGACUCUGGUGGUUGAGUAGUAAUUAAUAUAAUGUGACGAGAAUAAUUUUUGUGCGCAAACAAACAAAGCUAACAACUUUAUUAAAACUUCCUGAUUUGGUUGUUGUUUUCCAGCGCGCGUUCCCGACAGUGCAUCCGGUGUAAACAUCGCUCGACGCAUGCGUGUUAUGACGUAGAGCCUGUGUGGGCGUUGUUUUUGGUAGCGUUGCAAUCUAUGGAGGAGUCAGAAAGCUUCCAAAACUUCCAAAACGACCUUAAUUUGCGUUUUGGGGAAAACGGAGCUUCUAGGGAUGUUAAACUACUUGAGAGUGACUAAUUAAUGGCAGAAUUUUCAUUUUUGGGCGGAGGUCCCCUUUAAUUAGAAAGUGAUAGUAGAUGUAUUUCGAUAUUUAAAGUAUGAAGCACAUUUUAAAACAAGAAUAGAGGGAAGUGCAAGUCAGAACUUUUCUGACCUUGUGAGAUACUACAGUAGGGUGUGUUGUUGUAUACACUAAAAUGUUCAUAGGCAUACAGCGUCAACAACAAGUGUGUACAAAUAAGACUGUCAGAUUGUAUGUCAGACUACAGUGUUUUUAUAGAUGAAAUUCUUUAGUACAUGUGUUAUAUCUAUGCUUUAGAUACAGUGUUAUGAAAAUAUUGUAAUGAAAUGUAAUAGUGCGUUGGGUAAUUUGAAGUUUAUAGUAGGACUAUGUUAGAAAUUAAUGAAUGCCUUGUUUUUUGGGGGGGGGGGUGAGGGGCUGGGGGGGUUAGAGAUAAGAAUUUAUUUGUACUGUUUGACAUUGACGUAGAGCAAUUUAAAUAAA